Molecule: messenger RNA, 516 nt
Organism: Suncus etruscus (white-toothed pygmy shrew)
Lineage: Eukaryota; Metazoa; Chordata; Mammalia; Eulipotyphla; Soricidae
Gene: NUDT15
Product: nudix hydrolase 15
Exons: 3
Biological process (GO): dGTP catabolic process
Cellular component (GO): cytosol
Molecular function (GO): 8-oxo-7,8-dihydrodeoxyguanosine triphosphate pyrophosphatase activity
Source: RefSeq, a predicted model, not a curated record
AUGGCCAACGAGGGACCACCGAGGCCGAGGCCGGGCGUGGGAGUGGGAGUCCUGGUGACCAGCUGCCGGCAUCCUAGAUGCGUCCUCCUGGGAAGGCGAAAAGGGUCGUUCGGCGCGGGCACGUUCCAGCUUCCCGGCGGGCACUUGGAGUUCGGAGAAAGUUGGGAAGAAUGUGCUCAGAGGGAAACCUGGGAAGAAGCAGCUCUUCGCCUGAAAAAUGUUCGCUUUGCCUCUGUUGUGAAUUCUUUUUCUGAGAAAGAAAAUAACCAUUAUGUUACCAUAUUAAUGAAAGGAGAAGUGGACCUGACUCAUGCUUCAGAACCAAAGAAUGUGGAACCUGAAAAAAAUGAAAGUUGGGAAUGGGUUCCAUGGGAAGAAUUUCCUCCACUGGAUCAGCUUUUCUGUGCACUUCGUUGUUUAAAGGAACAAGGCUACGAUCCAUUUAAAGAAGAUCUGGAUCAUCUGAAAGGAUACAAAGGAAAGUAUUGAUAGAUGAACAAGAAAAACAAUUCCUGA